Urocitellus parryii (Arctic ground squirrel) is the source of this 2172-nucleotide messenger RNA. RefSeq names its product carbohydrate sulfotransferase 7 (gene Chst7). NCBI's taxonomy places the organism in Eukaryota, Metazoa, Chordata, Mammalia, Rodentia, Sciuridae. Gene Ontology annotation, cellular component: Golgi membrane. Gene Ontology annotation, biological process: N-acetylglucosamine metabolic process; carbohydrate metabolic process. Gene Ontology annotation, molecular function: N-acetylglucosamine 6-O-sulfotransferase activity; chondroitin 6-sulfotransferase activity. The record is from RefSeq and is a predicted model, not a curated record.
UUCCCCUUGUGGAUGCACCGCCUGGCUGCUCUGCUCCUCCCCGGGCACAGAGACCGGGAGAGACCAGAGGAGCGGACUCCAGACGGGAUUUCAAAGAAGGUGCGAGAACCUGCUUCUGACCCGCUCUGGAGGUGGGGUUGGGGGUCGCUAAAAGAUGAAAGGCCGCCGGCGGCGACGCCGAGAACACUGCAAGUUCGCGCUGCUGUUGGUGCUGUACACGCUGGUGCUGCUGCUCAUCCCCUCGGUACUGGACGGCGGUCGCGACCAGGAUAAGGGCGUCGGGCACUGCCCCGGCCUGCAGCGCAGCCUGGGAGUAUGGAGUCUGGAGGCAGCGGCGGCUGGCGAACGUGAGCAAGGCGCUGAGGCGCAAUCUGCCGCAGAAGGGGGCGCAGACCAGUUCCCCAAGACCCCAGGCAACCUCAGCUCCGUCGGGGAGACAGUGGCCCAGGAGAAACAACACAUCUACGUGCACGCCACCUGGCGAACAGGCUCGUCCUUCCUGGGAGAGCUCUUUAACCAACACCCAGACGUUUUCUACUUGUACGAGCCCAUGUGGCAUUUGUGGCAGGCUCUCUAUCCGGGCGACGCUGAAAGCCUGCAGGGUGCUCUUCGAGACAUGCUGCGCUCGCUCUUCCGUUGUGACUUCUCAGUGCUGCAGCUGUAUGCACCUCCUGGGGACCCCGCCGCAAGAGCCACGGACACAGCCAAUCUCACUACAGCCGCCCUCUUCCGCUGGCGGACCAACAAGGUCAUUUGCUCGCCUCCGCUGUGCCCCGGAGCGACCCGAACCCGAGCCGAGGUCGGCCUCGUGGAGGACUCCGCCUGUGAACGCAGCUGCCCACCCGUGGCACUACGCGCCCUGGAGGCCGAGUGCCGCAAGUAUCCAGUGGUGGUCAUCAAGGAUGUGCGUCUGCUGGACCUGGGUGUGCUGGUGCCCCUGUUGCGUGACCCAGGUCUCAACUUGAAAGUGGUGCAACUUUUCCGCGACCCUCGGGCUGUGCACAACUCACGUCUCAAGUCCAGGCAGGGACUGCUGCGCGAGAGCAUCCAGGUGUUGCGCACCCGCCAGAAAGGCGACCAUUUUCACCGCGUGCUGCUAGCGCACGGCGUGGGCGCUCGUCCGGGGGGUCAGUCCCGCGCGCUGCCCGCCGCGCCGCGUGCAGAUUUCUUCCUGACUGGUGCUCUUGAGGUGAUCUGCGAGGCCUGGCUGCGCGACCUGCUUUUUGCACGCGGUGCUCCAUCCUGGCUAAGGCGGCGCUACCUGAGGCUGCGCUAUGAGGACCUGGUUAGGCAGCCUCGCACCCAGUUACGCCACCUGUUGCGCUUUGCCGGGCUGCGCGCGAUAGCCGCGCUUGAGGCUUUUGCUCUCAACAUGACUCGCGGAGCGGCUUAUGGCACCGAUCGGCCCUUCCACCUGUCGGCACGCGAUGCUCGUGAGGCAGUGCACGCCUGGCGCGAGCGCCUGAGCCGAGAACAGGUGCGCCAAGUGGAGGCCGCCUGUGCUCCAGCCAUGCGUCUGCUGGCCUACCCUAGCAGCGGAGAGGAGGGUGACGCGGAGUCACCCGGGGAAGAGGAAACCCCACUGGAGACUGAGGCUGUCGGGGCUACGUAGCCCCCGCCCUCGCCCCCGGAGCGGAUCCGGGUCAGUCACCAUGAACUGGGCCACUCAGCAUGCUGUCCCAGCACAGGAGUAGCAGCACUGUGAAGGCAAUCUAUCACACUGUCAGAGACUGGGACUUUGCUUGGUACCAACUGCUGUGCAAUUCUGCUGGGCAGGAAUAUCACAAGCUGUUAAAUAUCGAUGGACACACUGGUUGAGAUGAAGUUUCCAGGGAGGAAGUGACAGUGCAAUGUGGAUAUUUAUGGCCAUAAAAUAAGAAGAGCUUUAGUUCCCAGGCUGAACCUGCUUUUGCUGGAGCCAUUUCAACAAAACAUCACAACAAAGAAGAGAUGUGAUUUAGUUACAUUGCACAUCAGCAGAUGUCUGGACAAAAACAUCAAUGUGAAUAAGGGCCAAGUACAGUCCUGUCUGUCUUGAUUAAAUUACUUGAUAUUAAAUAAAAGGUCUGGGUGGUAUUGUUUUAAACCUGACUCAUCCAGCUCUCCUUCAAAUAGCCCCCUCCCCUGGGACCAAUUAUUAAAAAGUAAUUUUGCUCCCUGGGGUGGGAGAUC